AGCAUUUAUGUAUCUUCGAAUAUUUUUUGUAUUAAAUUUGAAACAAGGAUUAUUUAAGUUUCUGAAAUGGCCGAACAUUUUCAAUCACGGAAAGGGACUGGAAAUCUGUUAAAAGAUUUACUUUCUUCAGUUGUGCUUGUAAAGAAGUGUGAUUAUUAUGUUCCAGCUAAUAAGGACAAUAAAAAGUUGAAAAUCUCGACCCAUCAAAAUUUGAAGGGUGCUACCAGCUCGGAAAUUUUGUGCUGUUUUAUCUGCGCAAGUUCUGGGGUGGGAGAAAAGAUAAAUUUCUUAACAGAGGUGGAACUGGAAAUUUUGAAAAAUGUCGUGUUAUCUGGUUCCGCUGAGAAGAAAUUGUUCCAGGACGUGGAAAAAUCUGUCGAAAUUUGCGAAACUUGUUCCUCAACGCUACAAAAAUUGGUUGAGUUAAGAACUAAGAUUCUAGAAAUUUCGAUCUGUUUGCGAACUGUGAUAAAAAGGAGGAUGGAAAAAAUUGAAGAUGAACCACUUGGAAGUAAUACGUUCGGGUCUGAAGUGAAGGAUGAUCUCGCCAAUAAGCAUGUCGAUUCCAAUCUGGAGUUAAAGCAAGAAAUUGAAGAUGUGGAGGAAUCCAAAGUAGAAUGUGGGAGUGUAGUAGGAUCCGAUGAGUAUAAAUUUACACCAGUUGACGAUAAUCUGAGACGAGAAACUAAGGUGACCACGUGUUACUUCAGCAGAGGUACACGAGACCUCGAAAAUAAUCGGCCUGUAAAGAGCGCAGUGUCAAUUCCACUCAUUAAAUGUGAAAAGCGAGAAGUCGUGGUGGAGGAGGAGCAUGGACAAGUUUCGUCCAGAUCCAGAAAUGACGUCGCCGUUGAACUGAAUUGUCACGAUACAAGUCUUUCAACUCCUCAGAAUACAGAUACACAUCUCUUCAACCCUAAAACGUCAAAUCCACCAACUUUCUCGCAGAGUGAAGAAAAUAUUUGGCAAGAUAGACACGAAAACCCUGAAGAAAGCCAGUCGUGCAAGAAGACAGCAGCUUCGUCGAGGAGAAAUAAUUCCAAUCCAACGAGUUGUUCCGAGUGUGGGAAAUGGUUUGAAAAUAUUUCACGUCUUAAUCGCCACCUCAAAAAUCCAUGGCUAGAUAUUGCAGAGAGUAGAUCAUCCAAAGUCCGGAAGAGAAAAAGUCAAACUUCUGACGAUAUUAGUUUCUCAAAAAAGACAAACAAUUUCAACUCACGAUUACGGACGAGUAGAGCCCUCGCACUGGAGAGAAUCCAAUCUUGGGCAAGGAAAAGUUACGACAAAAAUUACGAUUCUGAAGGAGAGGAAGUUUCCGAGUACGAAAAUAGUUCGAUUGCCAGCGACAGCAGCGACACCAUCAGCGAAACCUGGGACAGCGACAGCGAUAACGUUGGAUUUGGGUUAGGGGACGUCCACAAAUUUCGUCACGCAAAAAUUGCGAGGAAAACUGUUUGAGCUCAAAAACAUGUUCACCGGGAUUGAACAACUCGAUUUAGUCAGUUUUUAAAAUUUCCAUGACCCCCUAUGUGUAAUGGCAUGGGUUAAAGCACUACGUUUUUCGACAAAACUUGUCAAGUUUCUCCCUUCAUUGUGAAGCAACCAGUAGGCCCACAGCCCAAUGGACAAUCCCCAGGACAUGCUUUAGGGUCUUUCUGAAGCGCUAGGCCCUACCCUUACCCCAUGACCUGAAAAUUACCCGAGGUCAACUUACAAAGUUGACUCAUCCAUCACCAUUCUUGAAAUAGCUCUGAAUCAAUCAAUCCUGAAUAGAUUUUCUUCAUAUUUAGUAAAAACUGA
Molecule: messenger RNA, 1800 nt
Organism: Folsomia candida
Lineage: Eukaryota; Metazoa; Arthropoda; Collembola; Entomobryomorpha; Isotomidae
Exons: 7
Coding region: 67-1458 (463 amino acids)
Source: RefSeq, a predicted model, not a curated record